Molecule: messenger RNA, 2277 nt
Organism: Jaminaea rosea
Lineage: Eukaryota; Fungi; Basidiomycota; Exobasidiomycetes; Microstromatales
Exons: 1
Coding region: 1-2277 (758 amino acids)
Source: RefSeq, a predicted model, not a curated record
AUGAUUCGAGAAUUGCCAGAAGGCUGGGCUUUGGGGCUGGCUCACUGGGCUGUUUGGUUCAUGCCCGAAGCGCUGCAGGUCGUGGUGAUCCAUCUGGUGAUGCCCCUCUAUGAAGCAGCGGGGUUUGCCUCCAGUCUCGCGGUGACGAGAUCAACUACCGAUUCCUGGUCAGCAGAGUUUCGCCUACUUACGCAACAUGCUCUGGAUACACUGAGGGACAUCGAAUGGAGACCCUUUGCCGUUAGCCUUGCAUGGACGGCCGCUUCCAGCCUGGCGUACAUGCGCAUCGGGUCGCCCAGCGAGCGCCUGUCCAGCUCUGUCGGUACGUCUCUGACACGCGUGCUAGCCAUCGCGGCCGUCGCCGCGGCGUCGGGCGUUACAGUCGCUAUUCGCGAGGCAGCACGCGUGCCUGCAGAAUUGGAGUUGAGGAGGCGGGCAGUAGCUGCUGUUCCUUCUUCGCGACGAACAGCAGCGCGAGCGGCAAGAAGGGGACCAGGGGAGACGCCCUUCGAGCACCACAACGACGCCGCCUACGACGCUUUCGCAUCCCGCGCCACCGCUGCGACGAUCAUUCCGGCCGUUGCAGCGUCGCGCCAGCCUGCAAGCUGGCUCGACCCUACACUGCGCACCUAUCUCAAGCACAUCAUGGGGCUACGCCUCCUAUCCCUCCUUCUGGAUCAGGUCUCCCUAUCUGCCUGGAGCACCUGCUUUGGCGUCUUCACUCCCGCCUACGGCGUUCAAUCUCCUCCGUGCCUCUUUUCUCUGCACGGGCGCGCAGACGAAGACGACGUGACCACCAGUCGCGGAGUCGCCUGGGCGCUGACGCGAGCGGUCUCCAAAGACAGGCCUUUGCAGUUUCAGGGGAAGGAGGUGACGUCAGGUCUCGCAGCGAUACUGUUCGAGGAUCUGCGGUGUUGCAGUGUUGCAGUGGCAGGGCGCGGUCACGCUCGCUUCCUGCGACUGUUGACGGCUGGGGCAGCAGGAUGUGUCGCAGCUCUCACCGCGAUGCAGAGCGACGUUCUGGUCAUGUUGAGGAGUAGGGCGUUAUUGCGGUGGGCUGUCGCAACGCAGCCUGCGAUGAUGGUAGAAGCGCUGCCCGGUCAAGGGCGAAGUGACGGGAUGAGGGCCGACGACGACGCGACGCAACCUUUGCUCGUAAUCUCUGAUGAUGAUGAGGAAGCGGGCCAGGAGGAGGAGGAGGAGCGCGUGGUUACGGACUCAACCAUGUCUUUGAGGCAGACGGCUAGCAUGUCCAACGCCCUCGGCCUCGAGACCCGCGAACAGCAAGCAGCCAGCAAUCAAGACUUCGAGGACGCAUCGUUCCUGCUCGAACCACCAAGCUUCGCCUCCGCCACGCCAUCUACGACGGCAAGCCCGCUGCAGUACCCGCCUGAGGAUAUCGCAGAGCGUAAUGACCUCGAGAAUGUCGACUUCUGGACACACAGUAUCGAUCUCCUCGCAAUGCCGCGCUCUUCGAGCGGUGCAGACGUUCUACGCUACCCCGUGCAAGCAAGGUUGGACUCGUCGGCGAGGAGACAGGACGCCGCCCCCUUCAAUGCUGCCCUGCGAGUUAGAUUGGGCCCAGAGGAGCGAUUCGAGGAUGACUUCGCCGGGAGCGAGACAGAGAGCGAGACAGAGGAGGUUGCCAGCGUAGCGACUGAGGAGGAGGAAGAUGUUAGCUGGCGCACAGCCAGCUCGCCAUCGACGGCAAGUACGCGUCGCACACCGCCGUCACGACACUCUGCCUAUACGACUCCGUCGACCCGAGGGGAUCAAGCCGACGUCGGUGCAUUCGACCUCCAUCUCGAUCUCCCUACAAUGGACAUGGGCGAGGCAGAAACUCAGAAUGUUCCAGCAGAACAGCCCCAUGCCGCCGCCAGCAAUCUCAACGAGCAGCAAGCCUGGGCCCCUGGCGCACUCGAACGGACAGCGCAUCUACUGCUCUCCGCACGCGCUCGCGAGCUAGCAUACGAAGCUGCACUUCGUCGAUUUGAGGCGUUGCCGCCACUACCAGAAUCACUGCAGCAGUUCGUGCCAGCCCCUCCGCUCUUGCCUGCCGUCUUCGCUGAUGAGGAGCAGGAAGCCGUCGCGGCCGAGGAAGGCAGGCCGACGGCAUCAUGGGCUCGAGUGCUGUUCUCAGAUUCGGCACGAAGCAUGCGAGAGCUCCUGAGCGAGAUGAGGUCGGAGGAGGGGACGACGGCCGCUCGGCGAGCUUUGGUCUUUGCGAGGAUUGUGAGGACGCUUACCCACGUAGCGCUUGAGCGCCAAACGAUCUAG